Nicotiana tabacum (common tobacco) is the source of this 1923-nucleotide messenger RNA. The record is from RefSeq and is a predicted model, not a curated record. Lineage: Eukaryota; Viridiplantae; Streptophyta; Magnoliopsida; Solanales; Solanaceae.
AUGCGUAGGGUUAGAAGCCAAGACCGACUUCAAGGCUUUGAUCCUGAACCUGAGAGAACAUUUCACAGGAGGUUGAGGGAAGCAAGGGACACGAAUAAUAUUCAGGCACUUGUUCAAUUUCCCGUGGACAUGGCAGAGGAGCAACCCAUGGCUGUUCAGGAGGUGGCGAUGCCCAGCGUUGCUAAUGUCACCUCCAGUAUAGUGAAGCCCAGGAUCACUGGGCACUUAGAACUGAAACAGAGCAUGAUCCAGCUGCUUCAUGCAAACGGGCAAUUUAUGGGUCUUCCACACGAGGAUCCAAAGCAGCAUAUUCUGAACUUCUUGGAGAUUAGUGAUACUUACAUCACUAACGGGGUCACUCCAGAUUAUGUGAGGCUCACACUUUUUCCAUUCUCUCUAUUGGGCGAGGCUAAGCGGUGGCUAAAGGCAGAACCAGCUAAUUCAAUUACAACAUGGAAUGAUUUGGCGAGAAAAUUUCUGGCAAGGUUCUUCCCUUCGGGCAAAACUACAAAGAUCAGAAGUGAGAUAGUUGCCUUCAAACAGAAAGCGGGGGAAUCUUUAUACUCAGCUUGGGAAAGGUUCAAGGGGCUACUCAGAGACUGUCAUCAUCAAAAUCAGACGAAUGAAGUGUUAGCUCACACUUUCAUAGAAGGGCUACAUUCUGAAACAAAGAUCGUGGUAGAUGCUGCAGCUGGGGGUCAAGUGUUGGAGAAAAGCUUUGACGAGAUAUAUGCAUUAUUGAAUAAAUUCUCCAAGAGCAAUCCGGAUUGGCAAGCAGAGAUGGGCAGACACACAGUGCAAAAGUCUGCAGGGGUUCUUGAGUUAGAUGUCGUCUCAGCAUUAUCAGCGCAGAUUGCUACACUGACCAAUCAAGUAAACCAGAUGAACUUGAGUAUCAACAAGCCAAACAAAUCAGUAUGGGGACACUUACAAUCCCAACUGGAGGACCACCCAAACUUCUCUUGGGGUGGAAACCAAGUUCCUCAGAAUCAAUAUAAGCCUCAAGUACCUCAACAGCAAUAUAGACCACCUCAGGUUGAACAACAAGUGAGUCCUACAAAUUACCUUGAAGACAUGUUGAAAAAAGUGAUGGAUGAACAGCAAGCCCUCUCUAAGAAAGUGAUGGCUGAACAGCAAGCCCUCGCCACAACAGAAGUGCCUAAGUAUGCAAGGUAUCUCAGAGAUAUUGUGGCAAACAAACAAAGACAUGCAGAGUUCGAAACAGUUGCACUUACUGAAGAGUGUAGUGCCAGAGUUCAGAGUGAACUUCCUCCUACGUUGAAGGAUCCUGGGAGUUUCACAAUUCCUUUGUCUCUUGGAAAACAAGAAGUUGGUAGAGCCUUGUGUAAUUUAGGGGCCAGUAUAAAUUUGAUGUCAUCCUCUUUGAUCAAGCAACUCGGACUGGGGGCGCUUAGACCUACUACAAUCACUUUACAGCUAGCAGCUAGGUCACUAGUCAUGCCCGAAGGAAUUAUUGAGGAUGUGUUAGUUCGAGUGGGAAAGUUUAUUCUUCCUGCUAAUUUUAUUGUUCUUGAUUACGAGGCAGAUAUGGAAGUGCCCAUUAUUUUGGGGCAACUAUUCUUAGCUACUGGUGGAGCAAUUAUUGAUGUGAGAGCAGGGAAGUUAAAAAUGAGAGUUGACGAUGAGGAGGUCACUUUUAAUGUGUACAAGGCACUUAAGCUUCCUAAGCAUUAUGAGAACUUGUGCAUGAUUACUGUGGUAGAAUCGAAGGGGAUAAAGCAGAGUCCUUAUGUAAAUUAUAGUGAUCUAGAUGGGACAACUGAGUUAAAGGAGGUGGUAUUUCCAGCUGAGCGUGUUAAGAUGAUUGAGAAAAGAACCAGAGAUGAAAGAGGAGACCUUCCGAGAGCGUGCAAAAAGGCUAGAUUUCAUGGGAGAAAGAAAAAGAGAAAGCGCCCAGCCUGA